AUGUAUGUACACAGGAAGCCUAUGGCCCACAUUACUUCUUCUCGGACAGUUUUGGAUACAAAACCAGCGCAUGUAAUGGCUGCUUUUUCGUCUAAGGGAUCUAGCUCGGUGGCUCCUAGAAUUCUGAAGCCUGAUAUAACUGCACCUUGUGUGAGUGUGAUCGCUGCCUACACUGGAGCAGUAUCACCAACAAAUGAACAGUUUGAUGCUCGGUGUCUUAUGUUCAAUGUUGUUUCAGGGGCUUACAUGUCUUGUCCUCAUAUCUCUGGCAUUUCUGGUCUUCUCAAAACUCGUUAUCCUUCUUGGAGCCCUGCAGCUAUCCACUAUGCCAUCAUGACUACUGCAACAACAAUGGAUGACAUUCCUAGAAUCAUCCAAAACUCAAUAUACAUGAAGGCAACAUCUUUUAGUUUCGGGGCAGGACACGUCCAACCAAAUCUAGCUGUGAAUCCCAGUCUAGUUUAUGAUUCAGGCAGAAAAUACUAUCUCAACUUCUUAUGCUCCCUUGGAUACAAUGAAUCAUAA
This is a messenger RNA of Eruca vesicaria subsp. sativa (arugula), 525 nucleotides long. The record is from the annotation of a GenBank genome assembly. Lineage: Eukaryota; Viridiplantae; Streptophyta; Magnoliopsida; Brassicales; Brassicaceae.